AUGGAGAAUAUUUUGAAAUUGAAAAUAUGGAUUUCUGAUAUAAUGUCUUUUCCUUUAUUUGUAUCUGCAGAAGAAAGUGAUUAUAAAAUAGAGAGCUCAAAUAAUCAGGAGGAUAAAGAAAAAGAGAACUAUAACGGUAAUGACGAUGAUAGUGAUGGUGAUGAGAAAGAUCCUGAGGAUAGUAUGCCAUUAAUUCAAGAAGAAUGUUUAAAUACCAAGAAAUGUGCACUUUUAAAGCACCAUUAUGAUGAAUGUCAAAAGCGUAUUAUUUCAGUUAUUGAAGAAGCUGAGGGGGGAAAAAUAGAUAAUGAAAAUUGCGUUGAAGAAAUGUUCCAUAUGAUGCAUUGUAUUGGUAAUUGUUCUGCCAAUAAAAUUUUUUCGGAAUUAAAAUAG
This is a messenger RNA of Pneumocystis jirovecii RU7, 393 nucleotides long. RefSeq lists its product as uncharacterized. Lineage: Eukaryota; Fungi; Ascomycota; Pneumocystomycetes; Pneumocystales; Pneumocystaceae. The transcript has 5 exons. Gene Ontology annotation, biological process: mitochondrial electron transport, ubiquinol to cytochrome c. Bases 1 to 393 code for a protein of 130 amino acids. The record is from RefSeq and is a predicted model, not a curated record.